AUGGUCGAACGAAUCGUCCAGCAGCAAGUCACUGAGCUCGUAAAUGCUCCUUCUUUCUCUGCACAGAAGCAAACUCACCCCACCACGCUCACAACCCCCGCUAAUCUUCUCCACCCCCGCACCCAGCUCUUCCGCGCCGACGCCCUCGCCGCCCGCCGCGGCAGCCGCAUCAUCUCCUCCGACGACCUCAUCUUCCUCAUCCGCGACGACAAGGACAAAGUGUCGCGCCUGCUGCACUUCCUCUCCUGGAAGGAACUGCGCAAGAAUGCGAAGGACCGCGAUGACAAGAGCGGCGGCGGUGACGUCGGCGACCUGGCCGACGACGCAGACGUGCUGCCACUAGACGGUGGCAGCGGCGGCGGCGGUGGUGGUGGUGACCCGGCAUCCCGCAACAGCAGCAGCAACAGCAGUAACAACAAGACCAAAUCAACCAAGAUCCUCCUCCCGUGGGACGUCGCGAACCUGUACAACGAGCACCCGCCCGAGCUCGAAGCUGCGGACGAGCAGUCGCAGCAAGAGGACGCGGCAGCGGCGGCGACAGCGGCGGUAGAGGCGGACUCCGCACAACUCCGCCGCCUCCGCGCCGCCGACGAGCGCACGCAGGCCAUGACGCGGGCCGAGUACGCCGUCUGGGCGGAGGCGCGGCAGGCGUCGUUCACGCGGCGCAGGAAAGCCAAGUUCCGCGAGUGGGCGGGGUUGGGCGUCGUCGCGGAUGCGCGGGUGGGGGAGGAUGUGAUGGAUAUACUGGGGUUUCUGACGUUUCAGAUGGUCGUGUCGUUGACGGAGAAGGCGUUGGGGGUUAAGGAGGUGGAGGAGGGGAUGCGGGCCGGGGGACUGCAGGGCCGGGAUGGGGCGAGGAGGGGGGCGGCGGCGGGUGGUGGGGAUGAAGGAAGCUUGUUUGCGGCGAGGGGGGGAGAGGCGGUGGUGGUGGGAGUGAGGCAUGUAGGCGAGGCGUUUCGGAGACUGCAGCGGGAGGGGGGGAAGGGUGUGGUUGGGGGGCAGAGGAGGAGGGGGCUGAGGUUGUUUUAG
Messenger RNA from Lasiodiplodia theobromae, 1029 nucleotides. Its product is annotated as Transcription initiation factor IID. The coding region runs from base 1 to 1029 and encodes 342 amino acids. NCBI's taxonomy places the organism in Eukaryota, Fungi, Ascomycota, Dothideomycetes, Botryosphaeriales, Botryosphaeriaceae. Gene Ontology annotation, cellular component: SAGA complex. The record is from RefSeq and is a predicted model, not a curated record. Gene Ontology annotation, molecular function: transcription coregulator activity. The transcript has 2 exons. Gene Ontology annotation, biological process: transcription by RNA polymerase II.